Molecule: messenger RNA, 4686 nt
Organism: Rhododendron vialii
Lineage: Eukaryota; Viridiplantae; Streptophyta; Magnoliopsida; Ericales; Ericaceae
Exons: 1
Coding region: 1-4686 (1561 amino acids)
Source: RefSeq, a predicted model, not a curated record
AUGCGUCGAUAUCGGUCACUAUCACCUGAGAGAGCGUCUGAUAUCGAUCCUGAUUUUGACAAAACCCUUAGAUCUUUUAAGAAGUCUGUUAAAGCAAAACGUGAGCGCCCAAUUGCUCGUAAUAUAAACUUUGACGUAAUGGGCGACCAAACAGGGGCAGCUGGUGGGGAACAGGGCUCCCCAUUGGUGGAGUAUUUUAUUCCAAAUGAGUAUGAGUCCACUUCGUGCAUAGUCAUGCCCACGGUAAGAGCCAACCAAUACGAGAUAAGGCCGGGCACUUUACAGAUGUUGCCCUCAUUUUAUGGGAAACCAAACGAGGAUCCUUAUGAUCACUUGAACCAAUUCAUGGAAACGAGCAAAAUUAUUUGCAUUCGUGACUUUGAUAAGGAUGCAUUGAAAUUACUCCUUUUCCCAUUCUCGUUAAAGGAUAAGGCCAAACAGUGGUUGAACUCCUUACCGGCAAACUCCAUCACCUCUUGGACUCAGAUGUGCGAAGAGUUCCUAAAGAAAUAUUUCUCCAUCGGUAAGACAACUCUUCAUAGACAAGAGAUCACCGGAUUUACCCAACACGAUGGAGAACAGUUUCAUGAAUCUUGGGAGAGAUUCAAUGACCUUCUUAGGACGUGUCCUCACCAUGCUAUCCCCAAGUGGCAGCUUGUUCAGUCUUUUUACCAGGGUUUGACUGAACCACACCGCCAACUGGUUGAUUCUUCUAGUGGUGGGACCUUUCUGCAUAAGAAUGUGAAUGAUGCAUGGAAGUUAUUCGAAAAUCUUAGUGAAAACUCUCAACAUCGUGCAUCGUCCCUCAGACAUUCGAGAGGGGCAGCGUCUAGUUCUUCCAAACAGAGAGGGGUCUAUGAGGUUCAGCCCUCUAAUGACCUUACACAUCAAGUAGCUGCCUUGACCCAAACAUUGAAAGAAUUAAUCACUUCAGGUCAACAUCCUCUCCCUGUGGGACAUCAUCCGCCCACUUUUCAGGAGGCGUGUGGGAUUUGUGCUAGUCCCAUGCAUUACAUCACUGAUUGUCCUUCUGCUUCCCAAUAUCCAGAGUUUGUGCAAGAGCAAGUUAGUGCUGCACAAGGGUUCUCCAGGCCAGGCUACGACCCAUUUUCUCCCACAUACAAUGCUGGCUGGAAAGAUCACCCAAACUUUUCUUGGAGGACGCAAAAUCAAGGCAGUCCCUCCUCUUUGCAACAGAGACCGCACAACCAAAGUGGUUUCAACCAACCAAGGCCCACUUAUCCAAGCACUUUUAAUCAAGCGGCUUCCCAAAGGGCACCACAGCCUUUCCAACAAGCACCUCCUCCUUCUCAGGCACCCCAGCCUCAAAGGUCUCCCAAUUUUGAUGAGACCAUGUUACAAGGGAUGCAAACUGUGCUCCAAAAACUACAGGGAUUAGAGAGUACCAGCCAACAAUGUAAUUCCAAUACUCAAUCCAUAGUGCGGUUAGAAUCCCAAAUUGGCCAACUGGCCAAUGCGCUUAGCAAGAGAGAGGAGGGUAAGCUACCCAGCCAACCAGUUUCCAAUCCUAGGGGUCAAUUCCAAGUUGACCAGCAGCACGCUCCUAACCAUCACCAGGAGCAAGCUAAAGCAGUUGUGGCCCUUCGAUCGGGCCGGGUUGUAGAGACUAGGCCUACAGAUUACACUUCGAAAAAGCAAGAUGCUCGAUCUUCUGUUUCUAGGCCUAAGGAAAAGGACAAGAUCCUUGAAGAGGAGGAUGCGCCUCCUUUUGUUACUGAUACCACUUCACCUACUUCUCCUUCCACCAGUUCCGCCGUGGUACCACCAGGUGUACCACGUGUCCCUUUUCCAGCGGCUCUUAAUUCACAAUCUCCUUAUACUAAGAAAGCUGCUGUGAUGGAAGAUAUGAUUGAGACUUUCAAGCAAGUCAAGAUAAAUCUUCCUCUUCUGGAUGCCAUUCGGCAAGUCCCCUCAUACGCUAAAUUUCUUAAGGACCUUUGCACUCAAAAGCGUAGAACUCGAACCAAUGUUACAAAAAAGGUCCUUCUAGCUGAGGGUGUCUCCUCUGUUUUCCACACUUCUACUGCCCCUAAGUUGCCCGAUCCAGGGACCCCCACAAUUUCAUGUGUCAUAGGUGACCACAUUAUAGAAAGGGCACUUCUGGAUCUCGGGGCCAGUGUUAAUCUUAUGCCAUACUCUGUGUAUGAGCAGUUUGGGUUUGGGGAGUUGAAACCCACAUCGGUGACUUUACAGUUGGCGGACCGAUCCGUUAGAAUCCCAAGGGGCAUUGUCGAGGAUGUAUUGGUCAAAGUUGACCAAUUUCUUUUCCCUACAGAUUUUAUCAUCCUUGACACAGAGCCUGGCCAAGCAUCCAUGCAAUCCACCACCAUCAUACUUGGUCGUCCUUUCUUAGCUACAGCCAAUGCUAAUAUCCAUGUCAAGGCCGGGGUGAUGGAUGUGUCUUUUGGAAACAUGAAUGUUAGGCUUAAUAUUUACAAUUCCACCAAGUACCCUUCCACGGAUGAAGACUGUUUCGCAGUCGAUGUCAUAGAUGAUGUCGUGGAGGAAGCUCUUCCCUACAUUCUCACUAAGGACCCUUUAGAGGCGUGCUUGGCCCAUUAUGGCCAUGAGGAGUACGACUUAGGUCAAACCAUUGCAGAGGUCAACUCAGUGCUCAAUCAUGCACCUCCAACAUGGCGAGCCAAGUUUGAACCAUUACCACCCUUAUCACGUGAGCCUGCGCUCCCUUCUAUAGAGGCCCCUCCGAAGCUUGAGCUGAAGCCACUCCCGGCCAAUCUCAAGUAUAUCUUUUUAGGGUCUACAGAUACUCUUCCUGCGAUUAUCGCGUCUGACCUUACUGUCGUGCAGGAGGGUCAGCUUGUUGAUGUGCUUAGGAGGCACAAGGGUGCUUUAGGGUGGUCGGUAGCGGACCUCAAGGGGAUAGACCCCUCCGUUUGCAUGCAUCGUAUAAAUUGUGAGGAAGAUGCCAAACCAUCUCGAGAGAUGCAACGGAGAUUAAAUCCCAACAUGAAAGAGGUGGUAAUGAAAGAGGUGGUGAAAUUGUUAGAUGCGGGUAUCAUAUACCCCAUCUCUGAUAGUAAAUGGGUGAGUCCCACGCAGGUGGUGCCUAAGAAGUCAGGCAUCAUCGUGGUGAAAAAUGAUAAGGGUGAGUCUGUCCCCACUCGCAUGACCACGGGGUGGCGAGUGUGCAUUGAUUAUCGGAAGUUGAAUUCCAUGACUAGGAAGGAUCACUUUCCACUUCCAUUUGUGGAUCAAAUCCUAGAACGGUUGGCGGGCCAGAGUUACUUCUGUUUUCUUGAUGGCUAUUCAGGCUAUAAUCAAGUGCCCGUUGACCCCGCAGACCAAGAAAAAACCACAUUCACCUGUCCGUUUGGCACCUUUGCCUAUCGGCGGAUGCCUUUUGGUUUGUGCAAUGCACCUGCAACCUUUCAAAGGUGCAUGAUGGCAAUAUUCUUUGAUAUGGUGGAGAAUUUUCUUGAGGUCUUCAUGGACGACUUCUCGAUUUUUGGGAAGUCUUUCGAGAGUUGUCUCCAUAAUCUAGAGAGGGUGCUUAAGCGCUGUUUGGAGACCAAUUUGGUGUUAAGUUGGGAGAAGAGCCAUUUUAUGGUUCAAGAGGGAAUUGUGCUAGGUCAUGUCGUGUCUAAAAGGGGGAUCGAAGUCGACAAAGCUAAAGUGGACCUUAUCUCUAAGCUUCCUCCCCCUUCUACCGUCAAGCAAAUCCGCUCAUUUUUAGGGCAUGCGGGGUUUUACCGCCGCUUCAUUAGAGACUUUAGCAAAAUUUCAAAACCCUUGUGCGACCUCCUUGCCAAGGAUGCCCCUUUUGUCUUUGAUGAUGCGUGCAUGAAUGCCUUCGUGAAGCUUCGUACUGCAUUGUCUUCCGCCCCGAUCAUGCAAUCCCCUGUUUGGUCUCUUCCCUUUGAGAUCAUGUGUGAUGCGUCCGACUAUGCGGUUGGCGCGGUCCUUGGCCAACGGGUGGAUAAGGUGUCUCAUGCCAUUUACUAUGCGAGUAAGACUCUCUCCGAUGCUCAAUUGAACUAUACCACUACGGAGAAGGAGAUGCUCGCGGUAGUAUUUGCGUUAGAUAAGUUUCGGUCCUACCUCUUGAGGUCAAAGAUUAUCGUGUACUCUGACCAUGCCGCGCUACGGUACUUGCUUUCAAAGAAGGACACGAAACCUAGGUUGAUUAGGUGGGUCUUGUUGCUACAAGAAUUUGACUUAGAAAUCCGGGACAAGAAAGGUUCCGAAAACUCCGUAGCUGACCACCUCUCUAGGAUCUUGAUUGACUCCGCAUGUGACCCUUUACCCUUAAAAGACUCUUUUCCAGAUGAGCAACUUUUUUCGGUGUCACAUAGUCAACCCCCUUGGUAUGCGAAUAUUGUAAAUUACCAUGCCACUGGCGCCAUACCUUCCCAUUGGUCCAAGCAAGACAAGGACCGAUUCUUUGCGCAGGUUGGUAAUUAUUUUUGGGAGGAUCCGGAGUUGUUCAAAUAUUGCUCGGAUCAAGUGAUUCGGCGAUGUGUCCCCGAAAGUGAGCAACAGAGCAUAUUGACUUUUUGUCAUACUCUCGAGUGUGGGGGACAUUUUAGCGGUAAGAGGACCUCGGCAAAGGUCUUGCAAUGCGGGUUCUAUUGGCCCACACUUUUUAAGGAUGCCCAUGAGUUUUGCAAGGCAUGCCUUCGUUGCCAAAAGGUUGGCAACUGUUGA